Messenger RNA from Trichoderma virens Gv29-8, 3750 nucleotides. RefSeq lists its product as uncharacterized. Bases 1 to 3750 code for a protein of 1249 amino acids. Gene Ontology annotation, molecular function: protein binding. NCBI's taxonomy places the organism in Eukaryota, Fungi, Ascomycota, Sordariomycetes, Hypocreales, Hypocreaceae. The record is from RefSeq and is a predicted model, not a curated record. The transcript has 12 exons.
AUGAACAUCUUUCGAAAGUUAAUACCGAAGGUCAAAUCUACAAAGUCUACUCAAGUAUCAUCAGCUGUUGCGAAAUCUCAAACGCAAGAGGGAGAAACAGCAAUUGAAGCUCGAAAGACACCAACGGUUAUAUCUUCCAAAGUUUGUCAACAUGGACUAUUUAUCUUGUAUCCUUCGCCAGAUAUACCAAACGCACAGCUUCAUUAUUCGGUCGACAUAGUUGCUGUUCACGGACUCAAUGGCAAGGCGUGGGGCACCUGGACAGACAAGGACAACCGCAUGUUAUGGUUAAAAGACUUUCUACCAGAGGAGAUACCCGAUGCUCGCAUCAUGACCUUUGGAUAUGAUUCCACUCUCAUGUUCAGUCAGUCAAAAGGAAGGAUUGAAGACUUUGCCAGAGAUCUUCUAAACCGACUAUGGAUGCUUAGGCAAUCACCACAGGCGAGAGAUUUUGAAGACUAUUGCUGUAUGAAUCUCGGUGGUAUUGUGGUCAAGAAGGCACUGGUACUCGCCCACGAACUCAAUCACCAAUACCAUAAUAUCGUCACAUCGACAAUUGGCAUCGUGUUCAUGGGCACACCGCAUCGAGGAGCGGAUAUUGUUAACUGGACAUCUUUUCUCACCAAUGCUAUCAAAGCCGUGUCUGGGAACCAGAUCGUGAGAACAGAUCUUCUCAAGGAGCUAAACACUCAUUCCUUGACUCUCCUCGAAAUUUCCAAGUCCUUUCUACCUAGGUCUUCCAAUUUGAGUAUUAUGUCUUUUAUCGAGACUCAAAUCGAACCUUCCCUAAAGGCGCUGGUAGUUCCAACAGAAUCUUCUCAGCUUGGACUCCCGAACGAGAUGGUAUUUCCUGUCAAUGAACAUCAUCGCAGUAUCUGCCGUUAUCCUUCUGCGACAGACCAGACAUAUAUGCUUGUAAAAGCUUCUAUCAAGUCAAUAUUAUUAAACACGAGCGGCAGUUUACCUUCUGAAGAUACUAAUGCCGAGUCUGAUGAGAUUAUCCUCAGAAUCAGUGGGCUUAGGUACAAGAUAUCUGCAACCAACAGAGGCUUUGAUACAUGCUCGCAAAUCCUGCAUGUCUCUGGGGACACGGAUUUCGGUGAUCUAGGAAGAAUUUUGGAAAAGCAAGCACCAGGUCAGCCACUCCUUGAUACAUGCUGUCUCAUUAUACCACAAGAUUUCAAGUUCAAGGGCUGUACUUACCCUAUUUCUCAUGAGUGGAUAGAUUGUUUCACUCUCCCAAUCCGAGUUACGAACGGCCAACCGUGCUAUAACUCUUCACUUGGCUAUCAAAUAAAUGCUCAGCAGUCUAUUGCAGCUUUUUUCAGCAAGAUUUUCCCAGAUUCUAUGGAAGCAAAGAUUCGCAAAUCUCCAAAGUUGACCCAGGACGGAGUAAAACUAUCACACUCUGUGAUGGUUGGGAAGGAUGAUGCCUCGGCUCUCCAAAUUUCCUUGAUUCGGACUGCUCGAAUUCAGGAUAGAAAGGCGACCAAGUCUCAAGUCCCAGAAGAACUGGGCACAUUUCCCUUGUUCAGCACACAGCCGUAUAAGGAUCGGCUUCCUUCGCAAGCCGCAUCGCAAGGAGGGUUGUUUUUUCCAAUGUACGAAAGGGAGGCGAUGUAUAUCGCUUUUGACUGCUUAGCUGGUAAUAAAUACGCCGUGCGUCCAUUCCUUGGAGGCAUAAAUGCAAUAUCGGGGAGAAGCCUUAUAGCCGAUCAUUCCAACUCUCCUAGAAAGCAGGACUACAUCGUUAUCCCUGAGCAAAGGAGGCUGGACGGUAUAUCAGUUCAGCCGGGCAUCGUGAAGCAGUUUGUGGCAGUGACACUGAAUCCGAAAUCAGCAAAAGACCAAAUUGCUAAAGUAUCUUUUCACAACAAGCCUAUAGCCGCUGAUCCCAAAAUAACGAAAAGGGAGGCAACUAUUGAGUGGCAAAUGACGGGCAAAGAUGAGAUUGGAGGUAUUCAACUGCAAAUCAUUCCACAGUUCAACCACAAACAGAUGUUUGCUGGGAGUAUUAAAGAUGCCUGUCCUAGGCACUUUGGCGGCAGAUUGGAGUCCUAUAGGCCCGUACCGAGCGGUGCAGCCAUAUAUGAUGUUCUGAAAACACCAGAGGAACUUGGUCUCAAUGCAGGUGAUACGAUUCACAUCCGAAAUUUCGACCAAGAGAGAAGGGGUGACCGCUCCAAGAAAAUGUUUGAUCUGCGCUUGGAAAUGCCCAACUCGUCAAACGUGUUAGAGCUAGAAGCGUUACCAGGUCCUGUCCCAGAGAUAAUUGUAUUAGUACAAAGCUCUCGAUCAGGCCAUGAUGCUAUAUCAUUCAGAGUCACUAUCCAGGAAAAGUUUGAUGCCAUUCAAAUGGCCGCACAAAGGGCGUUUCAGCUACGAAACGGUAUUUUACACAUCUCAGGCCGCGUUCACAACAACCCUGACCUCCAUCUUCCCGUAACAAGCUGGAAACAUCUCAAAUUCUUGGUGGAGCCAGAAAUAUGGAGUGAGAAAGCCCACUGGUCUACGGAUGGCUGUUAUCUUGCCAACUUCGAAAACCAGCACUCUGAUACAGAUAUUGAACAAUUGCGUAUAGGUCCAAAUGUGGAUCUCAUUCUUCUGCCGAUCGUCCCAAAACGGGUGUGCCGCAUUAUAUUCCCACAUAAUGCCAGGGCAGAAUCCAAUAACACCGUGAACCCAUUGUUGCUUGAGGUUCCUGAGGAUGCCACUGUUGAAACCUUGCGCAAAAUGCUUGAAAGAGUAACCAAAGCAUCAACGCAUGUGUUUCGAGUUACGUCUCUCAACUGCUCAGACCUGCCUAAUGAAAAUAGGAUUUUUGAUCAAGAAAAUAUUCCCGAAUGUUACUCAAUGCCGGUGCUAGCCUUUAAUAGUAGCAUCAGACUUUAUAUUAGAACACUUACUGGGAAGACUAUCUGUAUUUAUGCCUGGCCGGAGGACACGAUUGAAAAUGUCAAACUUCUAGUUCAAAGAAAGGAAGGCAUACCUCCCAAGCAACAGACAUUGGUAUCCUUUGAGGAGGGUAUAUUAUUGAAAGACGAAUUGACACUCAAUGAUUACGGCAUCAAAGGGACUGUCAAAAUAGUACUUGUUCUCCGUCUCCGAGGAGGAGGCUCUCCUGGGUUCACUACAGUAACCUUAGGCGGCUCAAAAAUCCUAGUUAGAAAAGUUACAGAUGUCAGCCAAUUAAAAGCAGAUAUUUUUCGAACUUUUGGCAUUUUCGUUCACUGUCAACAGUUCGAUCUACCAGACGAUUUCUUUCUUGCCGAUAAAUCCCUUACGCUUGAGCUUAAAUUACGUCCACAUGAGCUAGUUCCUCUGGGGAUCGGCGCUGGAGGAAAUCUCAUCCAAGAAAUUAUCAAAGACAAGUCAAACCCAGCUAUCUGGGACGUGGGAAGCUCCAAGAUUCUCUCCAUUCAUAUCAUAAAUUCGCAUGAUUUUACGACCAUUACUGGAAAACCUGCUCCCAAGGCUCCAGUUCCCAGGGAGACAUAUUUGGCCUUGAGUCUCUCGCGUGGCAAGCCUUUGAGGGGGAAGAAUUAUAAUAAAGGUAAAGGAGUCAGCUCUAACGGAGCCUUCGACAAUCUGAUUGGACUGGAUGAAGGAGAAGAAGACGACUUUAAAGACGAUUGGGGUCUAACUCUAUCUGAUACAUAUGCAAGCGAUGGUGACGAUCGUUUCCCAUUGGCAUUGCUUGAAACUGAUCAGACAGUUCCGUGGUUCCGAGGGCUUGGGCAGAAAAAAUAG